Messenger RNA from Kickxella alabastrina, 1422 nucleotides. RefSeq names its product Alpha/Beta hydrolase protein. NCBI's taxonomy places the organism in Eukaryota, Fungi, Kickxellomycota, Kickxellomycetes, Kickxellales, Kickxellaceae. The record is from RefSeq and is a predicted model, not a curated record. Gene Ontology annotation, biological process: proteolysis. Bases 1 to 1407 code for a protein of 468 amino acids. Gene Ontology annotation, molecular function: serine-type endopeptidase activity. The transcript has 3 exons.
AUGGCCGUGAAGAAGCCCACCUUGUUUGCGGCUCCAUUAGCCAAUAACGGCAGCAAAUGGUCGAUCGGCACCGAAACCAACGUAAUGAAGGGCCUGUCACAGUUUCACGACCCGCUAAUUAAUUGGUCGGUUGAGAGCUACAGCAUAGACAGCCUGGGGGAAAGCAUUGCCCUUGUCGUGCGCAACCCCUCGGAGGACAUGGCGGUGACCCCCAGAGUGGACAUAUACCUUGUCUCAGCAGAUAAUUCAGUCAAGCCUAAACUGCUCACAGGAAGUUUCAAUGCCAUUUCUGAUAGCCCGGUGUUCAUUAAGGAUGGCAAAAAAUCCGUCGCUCGUGAAUGGGAUUGCUCACCAGAGUCUAUCGUAUGGUCUGCCAAUGGCCAGACUAUUUUCGCCGUGGCAACCGACCAAGGUAACAACAUUAUUUUCGCUAUUAAUGCCACCACCGGCAACUGCACGCGGAUGACUGAUGCUGGAUCCGCCAUGGGUCUGGGCACUCUGGGCGAGAACCAAUUGUUAUUCCAGUACACCGAGCAGAACAAGUGCGUGGACAUCCAUAUUUUGGACAUUGAAACCAAGGAGAUGCGCCGACUGACUGACGUCAAUUCCGACAAGCUCAGGAACGUGUACAUUGGACAAGCAGAGUAUUUUUGGUUUAAGGGCGCGCUCGGCGACCAAGUGCACGGAUGGAUUAUCAAGCCACUUCAGUUCAAUACCGAGAAAAAGUACCCACUUGCAUUGGUCGUUCACGGAGGACCACAGGCGAGCAUCCAAAAUAUUUUUACAUCCACAAUGUGGAACUCCAACAUCUUUGCCAAUACCGGGUUCGUAACUGUUCAGAUUAACUUUCACGGGUCGACUGGUUAUGGAAAAAACUUUACCGACUCAAUCAAGCAUCAGUGGGGCAGAUAUCCAUACGAGGAUCUGAUGAUAGAACUGGACCAUGUGCUUGAUAACUGCAGUUACGUGGACAAAGCCCGGAUGGGAUGGUCGCGCUGGGUGCGAGUUACGGCGGCCUUGGUCUGCCACGCCGGUAUAUUCUCCACCCCCGGCGCUUGGUAUGGUACAAACGAGCUGUGGCUUCCCGAACAUGAUUUUGGUGGCACACCGUAUGAUCCCAAGGCAAGGUCAAAUCAUGAGGAGUUUAAUCCAGAACGGUUCGCCAACGAAUUUGCCACACCGACGUUGUUCAUCCAUGGGGGAAGUGAUUACCGCGUUGGUGUUGAGCAGUCGCUGGCGCCGUUUACUCUGCUCCGCCGUAAAAAUAUUCCGACUAAAUUCGUGUAUUUUCCAGACGAAGACCACCAUAUUUCCAGCGAUGUUGAUCAGAUCAAGUGGCUUACUGAGGUGUUGCUCUGGAUCUCGGAGCAUACUAACACUACCCUUCCUUACAAUUUGAACCAGUGACAUGUUUGGUUAAAG